AUGGGCGGGGUCAACGAACUGCCAAUCAGAGCGGCGUGUGUGGCCGGUUGGUCCAGGCUGAUGCUGCUGUGGUCUUCCUGGACCAUGUAUGAUGGGAUGCCUUCCAGCAGCCGAGUUUCAGCUGGCAUUGCCCGGCAUCUCCAGCUCGCCGCUCUCAUCCUGUGCGCUGGAACCAUGCUCCGUGUUUGCAUUGCGAACCGAAUUCCGGGGGAGUGCCCAGAGCCUGCUGAACCCCAGAAUGGCUACAUCACAUAUCCACGACCUCGCUACGCUGAGAACUCUACAAUUCAUUUCUUCUGCCUCCGCGGUUACUUCCUGUCAGGACCUGCAACUCUGGCCUGUUUGAGAUACCCCAACAGCGAACUCGAUUGGACACCUCGAGAGCCCCCAGUUUGUAACCUUGUUGUCUGCCAAGUUGUAAGCAUCAGAAAUGGGGUGGCGGAGAACAGGACAUACCAGGUAGACGACACAUUGGAGUUCCACUGUCUGACCGGCUUCCAUCUGGACCCACGUUCAACAGAGCCCCUUCCCAGAUGUCAGGAGGACGGUGCCUGGAGCUCAGUCCCCAGCUGCCUCAGCAACUUUGUGACCCCACUUUCAUCAGUUACAGUGUGCCCUGUGCCAUACAUUGAAGAUGCUGAUGUGUACAACAACACCUACCGGCCUGGUGACCAGCUGACUGUUAGCUGCCACCGGGGGUUCCAGAUCCGUUACCCGGACAUGGAAAACAUGGUAACACUGUGCCCGGAUGAUGGAAUUUGGGACAACCUGCCCACCUGCCAAGGUUGCUUGAAGCCACAGGUAUUCCCUCACAGUUACAUCAAUGUUUCCGACUCUCUGACCCUAUUCCCUGUGGGAUCAGUGUUACGUUAUCAAUGUUUUCCUGGCUACAAGCUGACAGGACCAGAGCUUUUGGAAUGUAUGUACAACCUGCUGUGGUCUUCCAGCCCACCACAGUGUCUUGAUGUUGAAGCGUGCCCCCUGCCUCCAAUUCCAGAUCACGGGGACUACGUCUGCCAUCCUUACCCCUGCGACCGCUACAUCCAUGGCACUGUCCUGGAGUUUUACUGUGAUCCUGGCUACUUCCUCACCAACGAUUACAAGUACAUCACCUGUCAGUAUGGAGAGUGGUUUCCCAGCAACCAUGUCUUCUGCCAACAUGCUGAUCAAGCCUGGUCAGACUCUGAGGAAGCUGUCAUAUCCACCUGGAAGAUUGUGGCUUUCACAGCCAUCAGUGUCCUUCUGGCCCUACUCCUUGUGGUCUUUGUCAAAGCCUUUCACAUCAAGCUGAAGUCACCAUGCCAGUCUGGCGAUCAAGACUCCUCAGGUGGCCGCCAUUUUGUGGUGGUUGAUGGCAUUCCAGUCAUAUUGCCCACCUACGACGAGGCUGUUUGCAACUCCACCAAUAGCGACCCUGUGCCCGAGGUCAUGGCCCCCGCAGAGCAGACCCAGCAAGAUGACCAGAACCCUCCGGCCUACCCAGGCCGGCCCGUGGACCGUGUGGUAGCUGCCAAUCCCACUCCUACAGAGCGGCCUGGCCAACUGGACUGCUCGGGGCCUGGGAAAUGGGAGGACUCAUCACCAUCGAUGUCAUUUGAUACAGCGGCCACGCACCCUAUCACUGAGGAUAUCGUCGACGGCCCAGAAACUGAGAACACCGCUUCAACGUCUCCUAGCAUUAACAUCGCAGAUGGUGAGUGCUCAGUACCCAGAACGGAAGCCACUGCAAGAGUUGGGCUAUGGUACAGUCGAUGGCAAAAUACAGAAGGGAGACAGCUGGGGGGAGGAGUAGUGACUCAGUAA
This is a messenger RNA of Rhincodon typus (whale shark), 1803 nucleotides long. RefSeq names its product sushi domain containing 4 (gene susd4). Gene Ontology annotation, biological process: negative regulation of complement activation, classical pathway; negative regulation of complement activation, alternative pathway. NCBI's taxonomy places the organism in Eukaryota, Metazoa, Chordata, Chondrichthyes, Orectolobiformes, Rhincodontidae. The transcript has 9 exons. The coding region runs from base 1 to 1803 and encodes 600 amino acids. The record is from RefSeq and is a predicted model, not a curated record.